AUGAUGAUCCUUCCCCGUGAGGUACUUUUGGAAAUUUCCAAGUGGCUUUCCCUGGAAGAACGCAUGACGCGCCUUGCACCAGUGUGCAAAUAUCUUUACAACGUUAUGCACGAUCCUAGUGUUUGGCGAACUGUUUAUUCGGAUGCUGAAUUUACCAUUUCCUCGUUUAAUUGUCAAUUCAGACAUGAUAAAGAUUUACGGCACGUAGGCUUAAGUCAUUCCUAAAGGUUACUAACGUUUAUUUCUGAUGAGUUUUUGAUAGAAAAUACUUAACUGAAUUGUACCAAUUUGAUAUCUUGGGAUCUUGAACACAAUACUUCGAUUUUUUCGCUUCACUUUGUGCAACGCAUGUCAAGUUUAAAGUAUCUUGAUAAAACAAAUUGCCAAAAUACAACUAUAGAAAGUCUUGUACGUUCUCUUUACAAGAAAAAAACAAUAGAAAUAUUACACAUGACAAAUUGUUUUCAAGUAAGUGGAAACGCCUUGGUUACUGCGGCUAAAUCUCUUCCAAGCGUUAGAAUUUUUGAGGCAGGUGGCUGUGAAAGAUCAAGCCCAAGAAAUUUUGGAAACUUAUACACUCUCGCAAUUUUCUUUUUCUCCUGAAAGACCUUCGGCUAUGUGGGAACGAUUUCUAGCGGAUUAUAAAUACAUCCAGUUUGAUGGUAUUAUUAAAGUACAUAGAAACUAAUAACGAACAUGGUAGCGUUCUAAUUAAUUGAAGUACUGAAUGUUAAUUUGACGUGAAAAGGAGUUAAAUUUACAAUGAAAUGUUAAAACAAUGGCAAUCUGCUUUUAUUUCAGUGUUAAGGAACAAUAAAGAUGGAGAUAGUUCUCGCCAUGGCUCGGUUCAUGACGUUGGUGUUGGAGCUCUCACCCGUUAAGAAACGGAUUUUAAAUCUCUAAAUCAAGCUGAGAAGCUUAACAUUAUUGAUAACCAUUUCCGACCAGCCGAGGAUUAUGUUUUCCCUAAAUUGUCCACGAAUGGUUGUAACUGAUCAUUCCAACGAUCGUAGCAGCAAUGUUAUCAUUGGCUUGUUUACAGUAAAGAAUGUAAAUGCGGUUUCUGUUUCCCAUGCAUUUUGUUUGCCAAACGCGAGAACCUAGGUACCCUGGUUAAGGCCCCGUUUAAUCAGUGGAAAAAGGUAACCAAAGUGUGUGGUGAACACGAGAAACAAUACUACCACGUUGAUGCUAUGGUUGCUUACGACAGUUUCCUUGCAACUAGUCGACGCCCAGAAAAAAAUAUCCUAGACCAAAUUGAAAGAGAACGUAGCAACACAAUUAAGAGAAACAGAGCAAUUAUGAAAAGCGUUCCAAAGUGCGUCCACCUUUGUGGACGCCAAUGCAUUGCUUUAAGAGGUCAUAUAGGUGAUACCACUGGUAGUGAAGACGUAGAUAGGGGUAAUUUCCUUGCCUUGCUGGAAUUUCGAGUUGAUGCUGGCGACGAAAUAUUGAAGAAUCAUCUUGCAACAUGCCGCGCGACUGCCAGAUAUUCCAGCAAAACUAUUCAAAAUCAGAUCAUAGCACUAAUCGGGGACCACAUAAAGGAUUCCAUUAUUCGUGAAAUCAAAGAAGUAAAGUACUUUUCAAUUCUGUGCGACGAAAUGAUUGACAACUCCAACCUUGAGCAGCUGUCAUUUUUCUUAAGGUUCGUUAACAGACUCUAAGAUUCGUGAAGAGUUUUUAGACUUCCAGUCUACGGAAAGAAUAACUGGAGAUGUGAUCUCGCAAUUGAUCCUAGGGAAACUCCAGCAGUAGGGCCUGGAUAUUUCCCUCUACCAAGGUCAAGAUUACGACAGUUCUUCAAACAUGUCCUCCCAAGCUAGAGGUGUACAAGGCUUAAUUUCCAGGAAAACCCCACAGCCUUGUGCGUACACUGCGAUUUGUAUGUCCUUAAUCUCGUUAUCGUAAAGGCAUUGCCAUUAGUUCGAAAAAGUGAUAAGCCUGGAUCAGCCAGAGUCUCAAGGAACCAAGAUUUGCGACCUUUGCCGUGAUCGUUGGGUGGAGCAUUACGAAGCGCAUGACACUUUUGUCCAGUUACUUCUAUCAGUUGUUAAAACGUUUGUGGUCAUUUUAGAUGAACAGCAACAUCAAAAAUACAGCACUGAUACCCCUUGGAACUGGGACAAAGAAACCCUCCAAAGAGCAAACGGCUGCUACCAUACCUUUUGUUUUCUCCAGUUCCUCAUGUCCUUGACGGUCACGAUGAAUAUUCUCGCAGUCAUAAAGCCGAUUAGCGUAAAGCUACAAAAAAAGUCUAAUGACAAUGUUAAAGCCUACAAUAUGAUUUCGGAGAAGGAGUUGAAAGAAUUGCGAGACAAGAAUGAUGUCUUCAAAAGAUGGUACGCAUAUGCUGUGGAGAUCAAUUCAGAGCUGGGAACAGAACCAAGCGCUCUAAGAACGGUGUCAAGACAGCAGCAUAGGGCAAAUGCACCCCAUGACACAGCUGAGGAAUAUUACCGCCACAAUCUGUUCAUUCCAUUCCUUAACCAUAUCACACAAGAAAUGCUUCAAGGUAAUCCAUAUAAAUUAUCAAACUUUCGGCUGUUUACUUAA
Molecule: messenger RNA, 2556 nt
Organism: Pocillopora meandrina
Lineage: Eukaryota; Metazoa; Cnidaria; Anthozoa; Scleractinia; Pocilloporidae
Source: the annotation of a GenBank genome assembly